Molecule: messenger RNA, 967 nt
Organism: Drosophila gunungcola (fruit fly)
Lineage: Eukaryota; Metazoa; Arthropoda; Insecta; Diptera; Drosophilidae
Exons: 3
Coding region: 1-924 (307 amino acids)
Source: RefSeq, a predicted model, not a curated record
AUGUCGUUCUUUGAGAACCACAGAUUGCCUGCAUCUACUGUGGGCUUGUCCCAACUGCGUUGGAAAAUACUUCAUUCUGAACUAGUUUACAUUGAGAUAUCUGUUGAAAUACCAAAAACAGAUUUUAACUACUACUGGCUGGGACACAAAAUUUGGUUUUUGUUAAUUGGUUUAAAUGGAUCGAAAAAAAAAGAAACGAAAUUAGCACAAUCACAGCCGCCGGAAAAAGUUUUCCGCUGUGAAAAGCAUGAAGCUUCCUCAUCCCAAGGCUCGUUGGUCUGUGAAGAAGUGGUGGAAGAAUCAUUCGAGGAAAGUCAACUUGAAAUAAAUGAUAUUUACGAGGAGGUGAAUCGCUUGAGACGGCGUGUGAGUCGACUGAACCACAUGCUUGGCACCAAUAUACCAGAAUGUCCAAAUAUCGAUCUCUGCGAGCAUGAACAUAUGUUAUUGACGAUGCCUGACCAAAUCCACCCCGAGAUUCUUCAAAUCGAGAUUGAUAGUAAGAAACUAAACACUCAACUGACACAGUUACAACUUCUUGAAAAAUCAGCCGUUCAGGCCACAGAAUCAGUGCGUGAUGUUCAAGUCAAGAACAAAACACUAGUUGACCAGUUGCAGAGCGGAAUUAAGGAGUUGGAUUCCUUUAAACUUAUAUUCGAAAAACAUCAAGUGCUGUGCCAGGAACGAUAUUGGUUUUUGGAAAGGGAUAAAGCAAGUGGCACGGAAAUCCAAGAUUGUGGGGACAGAAGAGCCAAUUUCAUACAAAAUCAUCUAAAAAAACAGGUAGUCAAGGAUGACUAUGAGCCCCGUAGAAAAGAAGCCCUUAAAGUGGUGCUGCAUUUAAGAAGAGCCUCAGAGAACCUACAGAAACAUCUGUCAAACGAAAUAAACAACAAAAAACUUGAACUCUUCCAAAACUUGUAACAAGUAAAUUAAAAUGGCCAAAUUAAAUUGAUCACAUAUAACA